Molecule: messenger RNA, 687 nt
Organism: Phalaenopsis equestris
Lineage: Eukaryota; Viridiplantae; Streptophyta; Magnoliopsida; Asparagales; Orchidaceae
Product: cytochrome b5-like
Exons: 3
Coding region: 105-518 (137 amino acids)
Cellular component (GO): intracellular membrane-bounded organelle; membrane
Molecular function (GO): heme binding
Source: RefSeq, a predicted model, not a curated record
AAGGCGGGCGGCACCCACGGUUUGCCCACCAACCGAUCUCAGCCGCCCUGUGUCGGCUUUAUAAUUUUUAAGGUUGAGACUGAGAUCGAGGUAAGCCAAGAGAGAUGGGCAGCGGAGAAGACAAAACGAAUGUCUACGCCCUUUCGGAGGUCGCGAAACACAACUCCCGGGAGGAUUGCUGGCUCGUCAUCAGUGGCAAGGUCUAUAACGUGGCUAAAUUUCUUGAAGAUCAUCCAGGGGGAGAUGAGGUCUUGUUAGCAGUAACCGGUAAGGACGCAACUGAAGAUUUUGAGGAUGUAGGGCAUAGCACAACUGCAAGGGCUACGAUGCAUGAAUAUUAUGUUGGUGAGAUUGAUGUCUCCACAAUCCCAACGAAGGUUAAAUAUAUUCCUCCCAAGCAGCCUUACUACAAUCAGGACAAGACGGCGGAUUUCGUAAUCAAGAUCCUACAGUUUUUGGUUCCAUUAGCAAUACUGGGAUUGGCUGUUAUAGUGAGGAUCUACACAAAAGCAGCCUAGAAUCAGAUGAAUCUGUUGCAUGCUCUUUUCUUCUGCCAGGAGGGUAAUCUUUUCUUCUUACCAUAUGAUUUUAUUUCCUGCCUGAUGAGGCUUGUUUCCAUUGUCAUAUUUCAUGGUGUACUUUGCUUGAAAGACUUCUUUUUAACUUUUUAUUGGUAACUUUUUUUUU